UGACCGCUGAGCAGGCAGCACCGUGUCAAUGUGACAGCUGAUCAGGUGAAUGAUGCGCCACUAAGCGCUGUGGAGAGAGGAAAAAAGAGGAGGAGGGGGGAAAUAAAGAGAGUGCUCUCCACGGUUCUCUUCCCGAGACUGCGCGUCUGUCUUGGGCAGAGACGGAGAACAUCAUCGCGGUGAGCGGGACUGGAGCUGGACGCAGCCCUGCGCGCUCUCUCUCUCUGUGUCGGUCGCUGCGAAACGGGGGAUUCUUGCUUAUGAAUAUCCUGCACGAGCUGCGCUCAUUCUUGGCUGGCUGGUAUGCGGGACCAGUACGCUGAUAAAUACAGAUCUCCGUCUAACGGGGUUAAAAAGGAAUACAUUCGGAACCAUACACGGGGGCACGUUCAUGCUGAUGGAAAUUGACAUGUGCAACAGUGAUGGAAGAUAAGAAAGACAAGACAUAAGAGAAUUUUUUUUUUUUUUAGCCCUCGGAAGAAGAAGCCGGGCCUUUCCGCUUCAGCCAUCCAUGCGUUCAGCAGCCACGGCUCCCAGAAGGAUACACUGACCUUCGCGUGUUCUGCACGCAUGGAGUACCUCACGCAAGGUAAUUGAAAGAUCUCUCCUCUCAUCCGAAGGGCGAGGCCACGAGGAGCCGCCUCCGAUGCUUCCGGGGACACCCCGCAGAGGAACGGCGCCUGAUUUUUGUUUUGCCCCCCCGGUUACAAAGGAACCUGCCGAUUUGCCGAGUUAAAGCACGCUGAUCUGCCCGCGCUGUAAGGGACCCGUUUAAUUAGUGAAGGGGAACCGGGGCCAAGAUGAGGGACGUUCCGUUCCUGGUUUGUUUUUUCGCGGGACUUGCGGUGACGGGAUUCGUCCUGGCCUCGGGCGGGAAGGCCGACUGCCCUCCGCAGUGCUCGUGCGAAAUCCGGCCGUGGUUCUCCCCCAGCUCUGUCUACAUGGAGGCUCCCACUGUCGACUGUAACAACCUGGGGCUUUUCCUCCUGCCCGACAGACUACCGGCCGACACGCAGGUCCUGCUGCUGCAGACCAACAACAUGGCCGCGAUCGACAGGCCCCUGGAUUACCUGGCCAACCUCACCGAGAUCGACCUGUCUCAAAAUAACCUGUCCUCCAUGGGCGACGUCAACCUGGGUCGCGUCCCCCAGCUCCUGUCCCUGCACCUGGAGGAGAACUGGGUCCGGACCCUUCCCGACGGCUGUUUCGCCGAGCUGACCGGCCUCCAGGAACUGUACAUCAAUCACAACCUGAUCUCCUCCAUCGCGCCCGGGGGCUUCCUCGGGCUGAGGAGCCUUCUCCGGCUCCACCUGAACUCCAACAAGCUGCGGGCGAUCGACGGCCAGUGGUUCGAGGCCACCCCCAGGCUGGAGAUCCUGAUGAUAGGGGAGAACCCCAUCGUGGAAAUCCAGGACAUGAACUUCCAGCCUCUGGUCAGCCUCCGGACCCUGGUCCUGGCCAGGAUGAACCUGUCGGAGCUACCCGACCGGGCUCUGGAGGGCCUCGAAGGCUUGGAGAGCAUCUCCUUCUACGACAACACAUUCUGGCAGGUCCCUCACAGCGCCCUGAGUACCCUCCGAAACCUGAAGUUUCUGGACCUCAACAAGAACCCCAUCCAGAGAAUACAGAGAGGGGACUUUGCGGACAUGCUCCACCUGAAGGAGCUGGGAAUCAACAGCAUGCCUGAGCUGGUAUCCAUCGACAGCUUCGCCCUCAGCAACCUCCCGGAGCUGACCAAAAUCGAGGCCACGAACAACCCCAAGCUGUCCUACAUCCACCCCAACGCUUUCUACAAGCUGCCUCGACUGGAGACGCUAAUGCUGAACAGCAACGCCCUCAGCGCCCUGCACCGGAUUACAGUGGAGUCGCUGCCCAACCUGAGGGAAGUGAGCAUGCACAGCAACCCCAUCCGCUGCGACUGCGUCAUCCGCUGGAUAAACAUGAACAGGACCCGCGUGCGCUUCAUGGAGCCCGAGUCGCUGUUCUGCGCCGAGCCGCCGGAGUACGAGGGCCAGCGGGUGCGCCAGGUGCACUUCCGGGAGAUGAUGGAGAUCUGCCUGCCGCUCAUCUCCCCCGAGAGCCUCCCGCGGCGGGUCCGCGCCUCGAAGGGGACCUCCGUCUCGCUCCACUGCCGAGCCUUCGCCGAACCCGAGCCAGACAUCUACUGGGUCACGCCCUCCGGGGACCGCGUGCUGCCCGACGUCCCCCAGCGGAACCGGUACUGGCUCCACCCCGAGGGGACCUUGGAGAUCCAUGACAUUUCCGAGGGUGAGGCCGGGCUCUACACCUGUGUCGCCCACAACAUGGUCGGCGCCGAUCUUAAGUCUGUUUCGGUGGAAGUGGACGGGUACUUCCCCCGGCCGGCCAACGAGUCCCUGAAGAUCAACGUCAAGUCGGUGCAGCGCGAUUCCGUCCUGGUCUCCUGGAGGGCGGCCCAAGGGAGCCUGACGCCCAACAUAAAGUGGUCCGCCACCUUGAAGGCCGAGAACCAUCCCGCCGGGGCCUUCGCGGCCCGGCUGCCGACCGACGUUUCGGCGUACAACGUGACGCGGCUGAGCCCCUCCACCCAGUACGAGGUGUGCGUGGACAUCCCCAGCAUCCACCGCAGGCGCGACAAGAAGUGCGUGAACGUCACCACCGAGGGGCUGGAGCUCGCCACGGUCGGGAACGAGCGGACCUGGGACCGGGACGCCGCGGCCGUCGCGGCGGUCAUCGGAGCCGUGGCCCUCGCCGUGGUCUGCACGGUCUGCUCGCUCGCCUCCCUGUCCCUCAGAAACCGCCGCACUUUCGCCGACUGGCGGAAACCUCAGCCGAAACCCUCCCUCCUGAGCCCCGUGGCGGGGCUGCCGGCCCCCCUCACCAGGCUUUGGUUUUCCGGAAAGGGCCUUCCCGCCGCGGUUGAGGUAAAAGCCACGGUAAUCAACGUGUCAGACAAUUCCGUAUAAGCGAUGGUUAUCGCCGUGCCACUACAAAAACAAAAAAUAAACAAAAACAACAAAACGAACGAAUAGAAAAACAACACAAAAGAACGGACGGGUCUACACGGGCAGACACACAGAACCAUGUGAGAGCGUGCGUACGUUGCCUCGACGCUCUCGUUCAGAAAAAACGUUAUAACCAGAUAUAACAAUUCAGGGGUUCCGCCGACGCCGCGCGCGCGCACGUUGCGGAGAUGACGCGUGCCGCCGAGCGCCCGACGAAUCGGCUUUAAAAACCACCGGAUCGGAAAGCGUCACGUGGGAUUAGCGAUGCGCUCUGCGGAGCGGUGAUGUUCCAGGGAACUGGCCGUUUGUACAAUGCCAAUGGAGUCAAAGGGAGAAGAAUACAUUGUCUCUGUUAUUGACUGUUAUACUGUACAUGUAAAGAGUAGUGGAACUAUCUUUGUGAUCCCCAGCAAUACCCUCUGUGCUGUAAGUCAUAUACACGGGCGAAUUAGCGAAAAAAAAACGUCCACCCGCGGCGUGUGUGUGCAGGAGAAAAC
Anguilla rostrata (American eel) is the source of this 3481-nucleotide messenger RNA. RefSeq names its product leucine-rich repeat neuronal protein 3-like. The transcript is spliced from 2 exons. The record is from RefSeq and is a predicted model, not a curated record. Gene Ontology annotation, cellular component: extracellular matrix. Lineage: Eukaryota; Metazoa; Chordata; Actinopteri; Anguilliformes; Anguillidae. Gene Ontology annotation, molecular function: protein binding. Bases 801 to 2945 code for a protein of 714 amino acids.